UUUAUAAUAAUCGCCAGGGCAAGGCAGACCCGUCGCAUUCCCAUGCUCUCAGCGUUCCUCCGCCGCCGCCUAUCUGAAUCCUAAGCCUCAUCUUCUCCGAGUUAACCGUCGGUCUUCGAUCGGACAAAGAGAAAAGAAAUAAAAGAUGAAGAAAAUUCCCACAAGAGCGGCGGACUUCAGCCCGGGCGUCCUCGAUCUCUGGCACCGGGAACUCGGCGGCUUCACUCCCCAAGCCUUCGCCCGCCGCUUUGGCGCUUCGGAGGACCUUGUUAUGCGUUUCCGGAUCUAUAGAAAGUUAGACAAUCAUAGAGGCUGUGUCAACACCGUGAGCUUCAAUGCAGAUGGUGACAUUCUCAUUUCUGGGUCUGAUGAUCAAAAGGUGAUUCUGUGGGAUUGGGAUGCUGGAUAUAUCAAAUUAUCCUUUGAUUCAGGUCAUUCAAACAAUGUUUUCCAUGCUCGAUUCAUGCCGUACACAGAUGAUCGGACCAUUGUUACAUGCGCUGCAGAUGGUCAGGUUAGACAUGCUGAGAUACUACAAGGUGGAAAGGUGGCUACCACAUUGCUAACUAAUCAUGUUGGUCGAGCUCAUAAGUUAGGUAUUGAGCCAGGGAGCCCCCAUACGUUUUAUAGCUGUGGUGAAGACGGAGUAGUCCAGCAUAUUGAUUUGAGAACAAAAAAUGCUACCAAGCUAUUUACAUGCACAUUGGAUGAUGGUGAAGUCAAUCAUCUAAAUGCUAUUGCAAUAAAUCCAAGCAGCCCAAAUCUAUUUGCAAUUGCUGGAACAGAUGUCUAUGCACGAGUUUAUGACAUUCGCAAAUAUAAGUCUGAUGGAUCAACUGAUUGUGGAUAUCCUAGUAAUAUGUUUUGUCCACUUCACCUCAUUGAUGGUGAUCAUGAUACUGGAAUUACAGGCGUGGCAUUCUCAGAUCAGGGUGAGCUGCUGACAUCGUACAGUGAUGAGCAUAUAUAUCUUUUCACAAAAGAUCAUGGGCUUGGGCCACGUGCAGACAGAGUGUUUCCGGAAUCUAGUUUGGAUGUUGAUACUGGAGUUGGACCUAGCUUGGCUUCACCUCUGUCUCAAUCUGGAAAUCAGAUUGUACCUCAGAUCUUCAAAGGACACACUAAUUGUGAGACUGUGAAAGGUGUGGGUUUUUUUGGUCCAAAUUGUGAGUAUGUUACCAGUGGUUCAGACUGUGGGCGAGUUUUUAUUUGGAGGAAGAGGGAUGGGAAACUUUUACGGGCAAUGAAAGGAGAUAAAUAUGCGGUCAAUUGUAUUGAGGCUCAUCCAUGUACUCCUGUCAUUGCAACUAGCGGCAUUGAGAAUGAUGUAAAGAUUUGGACACCAACUGCUCUUGAACAAUCUUCACCUGUUAAAUUAGAGGAGUUAGAGUGCAAGAACCAAAAGACUAGAUUUCUUCGCUUUGCUCUUCCAGAAGAUAUGAUAGCUCAAAUCUUUGCACUUCAGAGGAUGCAAUCUAGGGCAGAUGACAAUCAUGAUCCAGACUUAAGGGAUGCUAUAAUGCAUCUUAGGAACAGAGAUCAUUCAGAUGGGGAUAGCGAGGAUGGGGAUACCUCAGCGAAUCCUGGGGACUGUAUAGUUAAUUAAUGAACCUCCUAAUUGCUGCAGUUGAAAUUUGUACAUUAAUAGAAAAAGAAAAAAAAAUCUGGUUUUCAACUAAGAUGCUUACAAGUGAUUGUGAGUAUCGACUUUCUUAAUAUUGGUUUAUCUAUACUGGUGAAUAAUCUUUGUAUUUAUUGAUGCUGUCUUUCGUUAUAUUAGAGUAUAAGGUGAAGUCAUCCCCUUGAUGAUUCCUCUAGGGCAGUUUAGUUUUACACUUUGAAAGAGGAUAAAUUACGGGAAACAUUUGUCGUAGUGCAACGGUCCUUUGUAUGGAGGAAGUUAGAUAUCUAGUGAGAUAUUUUAUAUUUAUUGGGGAUUGAUCUCAAAACCUAUUAGAGUAAGCAUCUAAAUAUGUACCAAUUGUCUUUCAUUGUAUUGUAGCUUAUGGAGAUGGCAAUGUGUACAUUAACAUAGUUUUGAAGAUGAAA
Messenger RNA from Zingiber officinale, 2049 nucleotides. Its product is annotated as DDB1- and CUL4-associated factor 8-like. NCBI's taxonomy places the organism in Eukaryota, Viridiplantae, Streptophyta, Magnoliopsida, Zingiberales, Zingiberaceae. The record is from RefSeq and is a predicted model, not a curated record. The transcript has 5 exons. Gene Ontology annotation, molecular function: protein binding. Bases 146 to 1606 code for a protein of 486 amino acids. Gene Ontology annotation, cellular component: cytoplasm; Cul4-RING E3 ubiquitin ligase complex.